AUGAUCUCUGAAAAUGGAACCUACAUGAUUGCCGAAGUCGGCAUCAAUCAUAACGGUGACCUGGACAAGGCACUGGAGAUGAUCCGCCAGGCAAAACAGGCUGGCUGCGAUGCAGUGAAGUUUCAAAAGAGAACCGUCGAAAUAGUCUACACGGCCGAAGAACUGGCCCGGGCCCGAGAAAAUGUCUUCGGACCGACCAACGGUGAUCUGAAGCGCGGACUCGAAUUCGGCAGGGCCGAGUAUGAUGCGAUUGACCGCACGGCGCGGAACCUUCAGAUCGACUGGUUUGCCUCACCCUGGGAUGAACCAUCCGUCGAUUUUCUGAUGGCCUACGAGACACCCUACAUCAAGAUCGCCUCUGCCAUGGUGACCGAUCGGCAGUUCCUGGAGUACUGUGCCGCCGCCGGACGUCCCUUGCUGGUGUCGACCGGAAUGAGCGACCUGGGAAUGAUCCGCAGGUCCGUCGAUAUCAUUGAAAAAGCCGGUGGCCAAAUCGCGUGUCUCUAUCACUGCACGUCAACCUACCCGACACUUGAUGAAGAGAUAAAUCUUCUUGGCAUCAAGACGCUUCAAAAAGCCUUCCCACACCUGGAAAUCGGAUUCUCCGGACACGAACAAGGCAUCCUGCCGAGCAUUUGCGCGGCAACACUCGGCGCCUGCUCGGUCGAAAGACACGUGACGCUCGACCGAUCCGACUGGGGGUCCGAUCAGAAGGCAUCGCUUGAAAUGGCGGAAAUGGCGGAACUGGUUGGAAAAGUUCGUCGUUUCGAGGUUGUCCGCGGCGAUGGCGUUCUUCGCUUCUACGAGGACGAAAAACCGAUCGCCGAAAAGCUGCGCCGCAAUGACACGCUGUCCGCGGCGUGA
Molecule: messenger RNA, 864 nt
Organism: Effrenium voratum
Lineage: Eukaryota; Dinophyceae; Suessiales; Symbiodiniaceae
Source: the annotation of a GenBank genome assembly